Molecule: messenger RNA, 1705 nt
Organism: Bradysia coprophila
Lineage: Eukaryota; Metazoa; Arthropoda; Insecta; Diptera; Sciaridae
Gene: TBCC
Product: Tubulin-binding cofactor C
Biological process (GO): tubulin complex assembly; post-chaperonin tubulin folding pathway
Cellular component (GO): cytoplasm
Molecular function (GO): tubulin binding
Source: RefSeq, a predicted model, not a curated record
UUUUUCUUCUUUGACACUUGAAAGUGCAGUACGUUCUUUUUUCUCUUCAUUGUGAAAUGUUACAAAAGGCUGGACGAGGAAAAUCAGGAUUCCUUAAAUAUAUCGCAAGUGGUGCCAAAAUCUUAUUCGUAGCCGAAGUGGCAGCAUUUAGUGUCUCAUAUUUGGUUUGGCAUCGCAUGAACACAAAUCGUGAUUUCCGUCAGUAUAUGAGCGAAAACUUUCCGACCGUACUUGAAGGUUACUAUUCGUUUGGUGAAUUUAUGGGUAGUGAUCCUCGAAUCCGUGGAAUUGACAAAGCCUAUUGGGACAAUAAGGAACCAAGUCGAUCACACUAAAUAAUUCGUACACUCAUGCAGAGAUACAUAAAAUCCGUAUAUCUGCUGGUUGGUUUCACUGGACUUGGCUAUUUUUUGUUGAAAUUAACAACGCCUGCAGAGUAUAAACUGCCACAACUUCGUCAAACCACUCACUUUACCAGUGAACAAAAUCGUCAAGCUAAGCUAGUUAUGGAAAGAAUGAAGGCGACCACUCAAAACAAAUAAUAAACUCAGCAUCCAACCUACUACGUACCAGAACAAAAACAAUUUUUUGAAUAGAAAAGGAAACCCGACUCAGAAUCAUGAAAAUGGAACAAAUUGUAGAAGUAGAAGCAAAAAAAGAUGGAAAGAUAACGUUGAUGAUAAAUCGCGAAAAGGAGAGGCAACAGAAUCGCGAAAAUGCUCUGAAAUCGAAAGCAAACACGAACGCUGAAGAAGAGGACCGCGACUUGUUUCGUGAGACAUUCGAGAGACGUGUUCGUGAGGUCGAAGAAAAUUUGGAGAAUAUGCAACCGGGCGACGUCAAAAACCUGUCGAAACAAUUGUACGAUGCAUCGGGGGCCAUACAAGAGCUUCAAAAUUAUCUGUCCAAUUCAACGUUAUUCCUGCCCGACUACAAUGUGAAAGGAUAUCAGGGCACCAUCACCAAACUGGUGACCAAUUUGGAAAAUACGAAAACGAAAUUGAUGCCGAAGAAGAAAUUUGGAUUCAAGGCCAAAACAUUGCUCACGACGAUCACGGAUGUGCCAGCACUGAAACCACUGAAAAACAUUUCGACAAAGGCGCAGAAUGUUGAUUGGACCGUUCAAAAUAGAGCGAACGAGGAAAUAUUAUUACAAAACGAUGAAACUAACAACAAGGACCUAACAAUGUCCACACUCACAAAUUGUCUAAUUAUAAUUAAAGGACACGCCGGUUCACUUCAACUAUCCAAUCUAAAAAAAUGUCUCAUAGUAUGCGGCCCGGUCGCUCGGUCAAUAUUCGCCGAUAAUUGUGAGGAUUGUACAUUCACCUUCGGUUGCCAACAGUUACGUUUACAUUCGUCCAAGGACUGCAGUCUUUACAUGCAUGUGACGUGUCGCGCUAUCAUCGAGGACUGUGUUAACAUUUCGGUGGCUCCAUUCAAUUACACCUAUGACAACAUUGACAUCGACUUUAUGAAGGCAGGCCUUGACAUCAAGGUCAAUAACUGGGAAGAUGUGGCUGACUUCAACUGGUUGUCGACUGACAAAGCCUCACCAAAUUGGAGGAAAUUGAGUGUGGAAGAAAGGAUUGCCGAUUUUGAUGAAUUAAUUUCGUCAUUUCGGCUAUUGAUUUCGUAAUGUGAAUGGGACCGGAAAUUUUGUAGUUACUAAAACCAAUUAAAAUGCUUAGAUUAUGUUAACCAA